CGCGGUUCGUCGCGUUCGCGUUCUGUUCGAUUUGGCGUCUCCAUAUGGUGCCCACUCCCCCUCUCCCAACAUUCAUCUGAGGUCCUCCGAAGCCGUCAAGAUUAUGCCUGUCGAACGCACUGGCUCCGUCCUUUCCUGCUCCUCCGUUGAUUCGUCCUCUAUCGACUCGGUCUCGGACGUACCAGCUACCCCGAAAUCGAACAAGCCCGUCGGAGAAAUUCCCUUCGUACGAAGACGUCUUCAACAUGAGCAGACGGUGGUGCUCUCCGCUAUCUUUGAGUACCAAACCCAUCCCUCGAAGGAUGUCCGCACUGCGCUCGCGGAGGAGCUCGGCAUUGAGCUCAAGACCGUCAGCGCAUGGUUCCAAAACAAGCGGCGGAGCGUCAAGAAGAAGUCCCUCGUUUGGACUCGUCCCUCUCAAGAGAACCAAUACGAAGGCAUCGCAUAUCCUGCCUACCCAAGGAAGAGGCACCUCACGAGAUCAGAGUCUGCAAUCUCGCUGGACUGCGUCGUGUCGGCCCGCGAGCGAAGAGUCACCCCCGAGCCAGCGUCCCCUACCCGACCGCCUCUGACCCCGCGCCGCAUAAAUGCGAUCCGACGCUAUGCUUCCCCUAGCCGUGCCCCACCAACGAACAUCUGGGAGCAUAUACCAUCGUCACCUCCCGUCGCCCCAUCCUCCCCCAGUGCUGACAGUGUGCGCUUCUCUGCACUCCCACGACGCACCAAGUCGUUGCGCUCGCUAGAGUGGGCAUGUGCGAAGGCAAGGGGGAAUAAGAUUCCUCACCCGGACGUCUUGGACGAGGAAGACUGUGACGUACCAAUGUUGGUACUCGACGGAGAGGCGAGGGGCGCGGGCGCAGACGGCGAUGAUACAGAAACAGAAGAGUACGAGGCGAUUACACCCGACGUCAGUGCGGUGCACCUUGAUGGGCUGCAGUCACCGACGGUGUCGCUGCCUAGUAAACGAGACGACGAUGUCGCGCCAGCUCAGGACAUGGAGGCUGCUAUGGCGCUCCUUGGUUUCAUGGGUCGACCGUCACUAUGAUUGUCUAUUACUGUGCAUUGCAGUAGUAGUUCCGGAAGGAUAGUUGGAAGGUACUUCGUUUUUUCAUAAUGUGGUGCAUGUUUUGGACUGAGCACGAAACGACUUUUACGAGUACGUGCGGUGUAGGGACAUUCCUGGUGCAUACGUGUUGUUGUAUGUUAGAGAUGUGUACGUGCCUCGAAGACGAGGUUUGUGGAAACAGUAUACUGUUUCCUUCAUGACAACCUCGAUUUUAACGUUUUCUAAAGGA
This is a messenger RNA of Rhodofomes roseus, 1295 nucleotides long. RefSeq lists its product as uncharacterized. Gene Ontology annotation, biological process: cell differentiation; regulation of transcription by RNA polymerase II. Gene Ontology annotation, molecular function: RNA polymerase II cis-regulatory region sequence-specific DNA binding. Bases 104 to 1045 code for a protein of 313 amino acids. The record is from RefSeq and is a predicted model, not a curated record. Lineage: Eukaryota; Fungi; Basidiomycota; Agaricomycetes; Polyporales; Fomitopsidaceae. The transcript is spliced from 2 exons.